UACUGGCUUAUAUCAUAAGACCUCUGAAGACCAGCACACGUGUUGAUACCUAUUAGUACUUUGUCCCCAACAAAAGCCUUACGUAACUGAGGUUUAAAAGUACGAUUCUGCAUACUAAAGAGGUAGAAAGUCCACGAUGAGAACACCUACAGUAACAUGAGAGAGUGAAUUUCUCAUGACGAAGCAUCAGUGUGGUUUUAGAACCAAAGUUCUGGGAUGCUUGACGAGGUUCGAAGGGAUCUGUAAAGCGGCGUCGUAGGUACAGAUCAAAAUGGAUCUAAGGAAGCAGCAGAUUGCAGACUUCACGGAGGAAGCGGAGGCUGAACCGAGGUUCCUGGGGACUUUGGGCUUUAAGGACGCUGGACCAGGCCCUGGCCCAGUAGGAUGCCCCCGUGUCCUCCCCAGCAGAGCAGGGACAGGGGGACACAGUUGCCCACUCCAGAGCUGGGCGAGAUGGAGCUGACUUGGCAAGAGAUCAUGUCCAUCACUGAGCUGCAGGGCCUAAAUGCUCCAAGUGAGCCGUCGUUUGAGACCCCAGCCCCAGCCCCAUACCCUGGGCCCCCGCCGCCCCCGACUUACUGCCCCUGCUCGAUCCAUCCAGAUGCUGGCUUCCCCCUUCCUCCAACACCUUACGAGCUCCCGGCAGCCGCAUCUCAUGUCCCAGACCCGUCGUACUCCUACGGCAACAUGGCCAUACCGGUUUCCAAGCCCCUGACCCUCUCAGGCCUGCUCAGUGAGCCCCUCCCAGAUCCCUUGGCUCUCCUGGACAUCGGCCUGCCAGCGGGGCCCCCGAAGCCCCAAGAAGACCCAGAAUCUGACUCAGGACUAUCCCUCAACUAUAGUGACGCUGAAUCUCUUGAGCUGGAGGGGACGGAGGCUGGUCGGCGGCGCGGCGAGUAUGUAGAGAUGUACCCGGUGGAGUAUCCCUACUCACUCAUGCCCAACUCUUUGGCUCACCCCAACUAUGCCUUGCCACCUGCAGAGACCCCCUUAGCCCUAGAACCCUCCGCAGGCCCUGUGAGGGCCAAGUCCACGGCACGGGGGGAGGCGGGGAGUCGGGAUGAGCGUCGGGCCCUGGCCAUGAAGAUUCCCUUCCCGACGGACAAGAUCGUCAACUUGCCGGUGGAUGACUUCAACGAGCUACUGGCACGGUACCCGCUGACGGAGAGCCAGCUGGCCUUAGUCCGGGACAUCCGACGGCGGGGCAAGAACAAGGUGGCGGCCCAGAACUGUCGCAAGAGAAAGCUGGAGACCAUCGUACAGUUGGAGCGGGAGCUGGAGCGGCUGGGCAACGAGCGGGAACGGCUGCUCCGCGCCAGGGGGGAGGCCGACCGGACCCUGGAGGUCAUGCGCCAGCAGCUGACGGAGCUGUACUGUGACAUCUUCCAGCACCUGCGGGACGAGGCAGGCAACAGCUACUCCCCCGAAGAGUACGCCCUGCAGCAGGCCGCCGAUGGGGCCAUCUUCCUGGUGCCCCGGGGGACCAAGGUGGAGGCCGCCGCCGCCGACUGAAGGGCGGGGCUGGCACCCCCGAGGGGUCUUAAUUCCCUUCUGCUAAGGGUGCUCCUCCCUAGCAGGAGCGAGUUCUCUAGAGCGGAAGGGGACAAGGGGAACCUAGCAUUUGGAGGUCCGAGGCGGAUCGGUAAGGCUUGCCUUAGGGAAGGG
This is a messenger RNA of Nyctereutes procyonoides (raccoon dog), 1665 nucleotides long. RefSeq names its product nuclear factor, erythroid 2 (gene NFE2). The coding region runs from base 385 to 1512 and encodes 375 amino acids. Gene Ontology annotation, molecular function: RNA polymerase II cis-regulatory region sequence-specific DNA binding; DNA-binding transcription factor activity, RNA polymerase II-specific. Gene Ontology annotation, biological process: regulation of transcription by RNA polymerase II. Lineage: Eukaryota; Metazoa; Chordata; Mammalia; Carnivora; Canidae. Gene Ontology annotation, cellular component: nucleus. The record is from RefSeq and is a predicted model, not a curated record. The transcript has 4 exons.